GUUUAGCAAGAGGCUUUCUUAUGGAACAAAUUUGUAUUGUGUCUUACAUACCCUUUUCAUGUUACUGUGAAGCAAUUCGAGAAAAUUUAUCGCUAUCCGCUGAGUCGGAACUACUUCCAUAUAUUUAUUUCUUAACUCAAGACAACAAUAUCGGCUCAAGCAUCGGUGCGAUGUGACAUCGGUGUUUGUCGGUUUUCGAUUUAUUUACCUUUUUAGUAAAGACGACACGCCAUUUUACUUUUUAAAAUGGCAUUAACGAUUUGUAAACAAACUUGGAGUAAUAUUAUAUCGCUCGCCGCCGACAGAUGGCGGCAGAUAUCACGAUGGGGGUUAUUGUAAAAACAUUUGUAUAGAAACUUGAUUUGUUGAUAUUAUAUUUAGAUAUUUACGUAUUUGGAUGGACGGCUAUGGUAGAUAACAAUCUCAGUAUAAGUAUAUACAUGUAACUAUUUGUUCAUGUUUCAAAUAUAACGAAGCUUUAUAAUAAGCAAUGAAUAUACUAAUCUCUAUCCAAAUGUGUAAAAUGUCUAGAACAAGCAAUUCCUGCUCGAGGCUCGACGUGAGGCCACAUGGCAUUGCGACGCGUGGUUACAAACCGCGCCGACUGGAAGACUGGCUCACUGUGUCGUGUGGACCGAGCCUGUAUAGCUACUCUGUAUAAUAUUGCUUCCAAAAUACGUUGCUCGUAUCCCGACGAACGAAAGGAAUUUUACAAGUUUGCUGCUUAUUUUGUGUGUAAUCGGGAGUACUAUAUGGAGCAAGCAAUUCACAUAAAGUACUGCUAUCGUUUCUAUAUGUUACACGUUGUACCAUCUCCCAGUAAACCUUAUCGCGACGAUAUCAGCUCUCGAUGUGAAUUGAAUACGGCGGCCUCCAGCACUAGCAUAAACUGAGCAAGUCCUGGCGACUUUAGAUGUAACGUAGAUUAUAUAAGGCAUAUAUAUAAGGCAUUUAAUGCUAUACUACUUCUUGUCUAAACAAUGUUAUGCGCGAAAUGAGGACGCGGAGAAAAAUU
Molecule: messenger RNA, 1015 nt
Organism: Spodoptera exigua (beet armyworm)
Lineage: Eukaryota; Metazoa; Arthropoda; Insecta; Lepidoptera; Noctuidae
Source: the annotation of a GenBank genome assembly